Molecule: messenger RNA, 4767 nt
Organism: Condylostylus longicornis
Lineage: Eukaryota; Metazoa; Arthropoda; Insecta; Diptera; Dolichopodidae
Gene: IntS6
Product: integrator complex subunit 6
Exons: 2
Coding region: 261-3059 (932 amino acids)
Biological process (GO): snRNA 3'-end processing
Cellular component (GO): integrator complex
Source: RefSeq, a predicted model, not a curated record
UGUACUGAAUUUUAAUACGAAUGUGCAAUGUAGGUAUAUUAAAUUUAUAAAAAUUCUUGCAACAUAAGAAAAGUUCCAGUUUAUUACAAUUAGGCGAAGCUUAAGCGUUUCCUUGAAACUUAGAAAAAAAACCUAGUUAUAAAAAAAAAGUAUUACCUACUUGAGAUUAAUUUAAAAAAAAGCAAAUCGGAUGCUAAGUAUCCUGUAGUAAAUUCUAAAAAAAUAUAGAAGAACAAAAUUUGUAUACGUUAAAAAAAAGGAUGACAAUUAUAUUGUUUCUAGUAGAUACUUCGGCAUCUAUGUGCCAAAAAGCCUACAUUAAUGGAGUUCAAAAAAAUUAUUUAGAUAUUGCUAAAAGUGCAGUGGAGAUAUUUUUAAAAUACCGACAGAGGACUCAAGACUGCCUAGGUGAUAGAUAUAUGCUUUUGACAUUUGAAGAUCCCCCAGCAAAUGUAAAAGCUGGAUGGAAAGAAAAUCAUGCAACUUUUAUGAAUGAGUUAAAAAAUUUGCAAUGCAAUGGAUUAACAUCAAUGGGUGAGGCUUUAAAGAAUGCCUUGGACUUACUUAACCUUAAUAGAAUGCAGUCAGGGAUUGACACAUACGGUCAAGGUCGUUGCCCAUUUUAUUUAGAAUCAUCUGUAAUUAUAGCUAUAACUGACGGCGGCAAAUAUUCAUAUCGAAGUGGAGUUCAUCAAGAAAUGAUCCUUCCACUAAACUCACAAGUCCCUGGGACAAAAUUUACCAAAGAGCCUUUCAGAUGGGAUCAACGAUUUUUUGCACUAGUUUUGAGGAUGGGUGGCAGUAAAGGUGACGACAGAAUGGAAGGAAAAGUUCCGCAUGAUGACUCACACAUUGAAAGGAUGUGCGAAGUAACUGGGGGGCGGUCUUAUCGAAUAAAAUCGCACCAUAUUUUAAAUCAAUGCAUUGAAAGCCUAGUUCAAAAAAUUCAACCUGGUGUUGUUUUACAUUUUGAACCAUAUAUUCCAAAAGAGUUAAAAGACGGUGAAAUGCAGGAUAUAUCAUUUCAGGCUAUGAAGAAAAUGAUAUUUGUAAUGAAAAAUCCAACUCAAAAAGCAUAUCCUGUAGGCUACUGGCCUUUACCGGAAUCUUUUUGGCCUGAUUCAAAAUCUACAACUUUGCCACCACGUGACGCUCAUCCAAAAAUACGAGUGAUGUCUCCCUCUAUUGAUGAACCACAGAUUUUGCGAAAUUUUCCAGUUGACAAAUAUGAAAUGGAACCUUCUGCUCUCACUUUACAAAUAUUAUCUAAAAGAGAACCUAAUAAAUGUUGGCCUGUCUGUAUUUCGAACGGAUUGCAUGUACUGGAAGUUCCUUUUGGUUUCUUAAAAGCAAAUCAAAGCUUUACACAAGUUUAUUUAUUUGUUCUAGCGUAUAACUAUCCGCUACUGCUACCAUUACUAUACGAUCUGUUUCACAAAUUUCUUUUAAAUCCACCGAACGAGUGGAUGUAUAAAUUCAAUGCCUACGUAAGAUCACUUCCGCAGUAUUAUUGUCCUUUUCUACGUCGAGCUCUUGGGACUUUAAAUGUUCCUCCACCACUGUUGCAAUUUAUGCUACCCGAAAAUAUGGAUAACUUUUUAAGCCCUAAUGUAGCAAAUUAUUUAAAACAAAUGAAAAAUACUGCAAAACAAGAUCAAGAAAAUUUAUGUUUACGGGUGUAUAAAAUUUUAAAACAAAUUAAACCACCUUAUAGACAAAUAGAAACAACUAAACUUAAUGUGAACAAUAAUCUACGACGAGAUCCUAUAAGAAAUCCAAUGCUGAAAGAAACAUUUAACAAAGUACAUCAUGAAAUUGUAACUUUUGAUAAUUAUACCAUUGUAGUCCCUUCUUUAAUUCCUCAAAUAUCAGUUAAAAACUACCGCAAUCCAUUUGAUAUAGUUCGAAGAGAUUUAAUUGAUGAGGUUUCCAGAAUGAGUAGUAAUUUUAUCAAAGCCUUCAGUUCCGGGUUCAAUUUAACAACCAAAGACUCUGGACAUUGCUUGCCUAUUUCUGAAAUGGGAAACUACCAAGAAUAUCUUAAAAAUAAGGAAAGCCCAUUAAGAGAAAUCGAACCAACUAAUGUUCGGCAGCACAUGUUUGGAAAUCCUUACAAAAAAGAUAAACAUAUGGUUAUGGUAGACGAGGCUGAUUUGGGUGAAGUUGCGCCGGUGAAAACAAAUACAUCAAAUAUUUUGAUGAAAAAGAAUGAAUCGAAUGCACGUAUGAACAGAAAAAGGAAAGCUGGUCCCAUAAGAAAGGACUUCAUAUUUAGACGUUUAUCUGAUGACAGCAGUUCUGUAAAAACGAGUCCAUCUAGAUCCGAUGUCGAAGACGACAUUUCUGUUGCAUCAGACGAUUGGAAACCAGAUCUUUUCGAAUUUCAAGAACCGGAAGAUCUUCCCUUUAAUGGCAAUAGUUCAAAUUAUCUAAACUGCGAGCUUGAGAAGGAAGCAGAUGCUACCGAAUUAAAAUUAGGAAGCUAUCAAGUGGUGCCUAUUACAUUCAAUAACAAUUUCGCAAAUAUCCAAAAUAACAUUGCAGAAUCGUCCGUUUUUAGCAAUCCUUGUUUUGAUAACCAAGUUUCAGAACCAUUUAUAGUACAAAACAUUAAUUCCCAUAAUGAACUUAAUUCAAUUUCGACAAAUGCAAAUUUAAAUAACCGAAAUGAUUUAAAUGAUCCCGAAGAAAUUUCUAAAAUAUUGCAACAGUGUCGAAUAGAAUCUGUAGAUACUAAACUUGCUAAAAAGAUAGAUAUGCUACAAACAGACGAAAAUUCUGAAGCAGAUGUUAUUUCACCCGAGCAAUAUGAAAUUAUUAAAAAGCAAAAUUUGAAAACAAGAUCUAUUGUAUUCAAAGAUAUUCGAAAAUUGGGUCAUAAUUAUUCUGAUCUUUUAGAUCAUUUAAGCUUAGUUCAAGGAAAUCUUGAAACAAAAUCAGAGUUUAUUCAAAUGUGUGUUUAUGAAUCCCUUCGUUUCCGUAGAAAAAAAAUGGCGAAAUGCAUUCGUGAGUGGUGGAAUUGUUAUACAAAAGCAACCAGCGAUACUGAAGGAUUCUGACUACAAACUUUAUUUUGUUCACUUGACUAAAACUUAUGGGAACCACUUUAUCAGCAAAUAAACAAAUUUUUUUUUGGAAAUAUUUUCUUAAUCAUUCGAAUUUUUAUUAGAAAAAAUAUAAAAUAAUUUACAUAUAACGUAUGUAUGUAUAUAUAAAUCUCUCGAUUACUCCUAGCGUUAAAUCCAUAUUUUUUGAAAAUGUACAUAUACAUAUUUUUUGAAAAUGUACAUAUACAUAUUUUUGUACAUAUAUGUACAUACCUAAACAUAUUUUUUUAAAUUUGUUUUAUUUUGGUUGUCAAAGUAAGUUCAACAAACAAUAAUUGAUAUAAACAAAUCAGCACUGCGAGUCGUUCUACCCUUCUUUUUUAUUUUAUUUUAUAAUCUAUAAUAAAUAUUUAAGUUUCAUUAGGAUUUCAGACAAAGCUUUGUUUAUUUUUAAAUUUGGUAGGUAGAGCAUAAGCUUAAACUAGCAGAAUAACAAAGAAAUUAUGGCUGAUUCUUUUACAUACAUACUCAUAUAUUCUUAUUUGAAUAAUUUUAUAACGAUUUACCGAACAUUAUUGAUCUCUUUCUAGGUUGGCUUCGUGUUAUCAAGUCGUCUUUUAAAGUUAAAUCACUAUCUUUGUGGCAUAUGCACAUCCAUGUCUUCUAACCAAAUGAUCACUAAGUUCUCGACACUAUUAUGUAGAUUUGUAAAACUUCUUGAACACAUUAAAUUUAUAUCCUGCUUUUAUUUAGUUUGUUUUCAUAAACAAUUCAUUAGGUAAUGCAUUAUCUGCUAUAAGUUAGAAACGUAAAAUUUUAAGGAUUAUUUUUAAAAAUGAAAAUUUAUUCGCCUAACACUUCUUAUUCAAAGUAAACAUGCUAAUUUUGCAUCAUUAGUUUUUUUAUGCAACAAGUUAUGGUUGUUCCAGUUUUCGCCUGCAAUAAAAUUUGGUAACUUUCUAAUAUGCAUGUAUUUUGUUUUGAACCUUGAUGUUUUGCUACAAAAUAGUUAUUUUCUACAAUCAAUCUAUAUUUAAGUUUUCUUUUUAAGCAAGGCUGUUCCCAUUGAUUUUCCUAGAUCUUUUGUUUUUUGUUUUCAUCCUUUAAAAUAUUUUGUUUUCAUAAAUGAAAAUUGAUUUUUUUAGAAAAAAUAUUGAUUUUUUUAGUCUUUUAACGAGUUCGAAUUGACCAAAAACGUAUAAAUUGCGUUAAAAAAUUUCUUCAGUACAAAUCCGAGCUCAGAUUCAUCACCCUAUUUUAAAUCUUCAUUUUUUCAUUUUAAUUUAGUUCUUUAGUUUUUUUGUUUGACCAAAAUAGAAAUUCGUUUCCCAACCAUUCUAAGUGCAAUUGCAAUAUUUUUUCUCAUACUUUAUGUUAAAUUUUUUGUUAGCUUCUGCUUUACGAUUCUGUGUACAUCCCAUAAUAACUCCAUUUUCGACCUCAUUAUUUAAUUUAAGAGGAGCAUUAUUUAAAUUUUCAAUGAAUUAUGCGCUUUUUCAAAAAAAUUUCUACGUUCCAUUGUUAUAUUUUUGACUUUUAUAAGCUUUCCGACAAUUACAUGUUGUUAUUUGAUAAUCCACCUUGACAUUGACAUUGCAAAAAUUGAAGGUACCAAAAUUAGUAAAUGACAGCCUUCUAUAAAAUUUUUUGCUACCAAUUUUUAACUUCAUUAUUUUUCAAAAUUUAUGCAAAAGUCCCAAUAAGUGGCAAGAUAGUUUUA